Messenger RNA from Chelonoidis abingdonii (Abingdon island giant tortoise), 1944 nucleotides. RefSeq names its product translocase of outer mitochondrial membrane 22 (gene TOMM22). Gene Ontology annotation, biological process: intracellular protein transport. NCBI's taxonomy places the organism in Eukaryota, Metazoa, Chordata, Testudines, Testudinidae. Gene Ontology annotation, cellular component: mitochondrial outer membrane. The record is from RefSeq and is a predicted model, not a curated record.
GUCCUGGUUGUAGGCAUGGCCGCUGCGUCGCCCCUGUCCCCCGAGGAGCUGCUGCUGCCCAGGGGCGGCCCGGGCAAGGCGGAGGAGCUGGAGGAGGAGCUGGAGGAGGAUGACGAGCUGGACGAGACCCUGAGCGAGCGGCUCUGGGGCCUGACCGAGAUGUUCCCGGAGCGCGUCCGCUCCGUGGCGGGAACUACCUUCGAUUUGUCCCUCUCCGUGGCCCAGAGAAUGUACCGAUUCUCCAGAGCAGCUCUGUGGAUUGGGACUACCUCCUUCAUGAUCCUCGUUCUUCCUGUUGUAUUUGAAACUGAGAAACUGCAGAUGGAGCAACAGCAGCAGCUGCAGCAGCGACAGAUUCUCUUAGGACCCACUACAGGGCUGUCUGGCAGUAUGCCAGGGGCCCUGCCUCCACUUUCUGGAAAGAUCUAACUUCCAAAAGCUGCUUCAGAUCCAUAUCACAGGAAGAGACCUCAACAUUGAUUCAUUUGAACUGGUGGUUUGUCAGAGUGGGCACCCCUACUCCUUUUUUUUUUUUUUUAAACUUUGGGACAGGGACCUAUCCAUAAUGGGGCAAAAUCCCCUCUCCUGGACCUUUUUUUUUUUUUUGAUGGGCUUCUCCCUGUAGUGUCCCCUCCAGCUGUCACAAGUUUUUCCUUUUAUUCAAUCAGUCCAUGCAGCGAGCAAUUAGAGACUUUAAAGUGAAGAGCUCCUGCUGUGGACUCCUUACCUUAGGCCACAAGUUAGGUUUUGGCCAGUUUGUUCAGUAAAUUCUGCAAAUCAAAAAAAAAUCCUGUAUUUCUCCUGGCUAAAUCAAGGCCGGAAGAGGCCACUGAUAGAAAGGAAGGUGUGUGUUUACCAGGAGGCAGAGUAGUAAGUUUCAUCGAAGCUCUGUGGCGAAAACUUCUUUUCAAAUAUUUUGCUUGCAAUUUCUUUUGUUGGAGAAGGAAAGGAGAGCACAUUUGGUUAAAGACUGUGCCUGGGUUUGCAUCAUAAAACAACUACAUUUCAGAAAUCAGCUGCAUACCUUUUUUGUAUUAAGUAUUAAAUAAAUUCAACCCAAACAUGGUGUAUUUAGUAGACAUCCCUUGUCCCAGCCAGAUACUAAUGGAAAAUUAGAGUACAUGUUACAGCUUUGAACGCAGAUGGGUGGUUAUCAUCUAGUUUUAUGUACACAGUGUUAGCUGUGAUGGGGUGGGAGAUGAGAUGGUUCCACCUUAAGACAGCUUAGAUAGGUAAGUAGUUUUGGAUAACUUAGCAAUGUCUCAGGAGUGGUAUCCUAGGGUUACCUAUAGUCAACUAGAUGGUUCCAUAUCAGAGCUCAGAAGGUGGUGUCUCUCAAGAAGGCCACAACUUCAUAACAAAGAACAAUUUAUUUUUUUCUUUUACAUACCAUCUUACAGAACAAUUCAGCUGAACACACAGAAGUGACAGGACGCUUUAUAUGGAGAUUUUUCCAUUUUUAAUAUUUGGUUAAACAAAAUACAUCUCUGUAAACAAACCCAAGACAAGGCUAUAACAAAACCAAACAAGCAAGAAAACAAACACGGGCUUCUCCACUCCUAAGCAGUGGGAUUAGUCUGUUUCCCCUCCCUCCGUCACUACAGCACUAUUCCCCAGGGAUGUGAUCAUACAGUUUCCCUUUUCCUGAGCAGCUGGAUCACACCCUUUCCCUGGGCGUUAAGCAGUGACAUUAGAUACAAAUAUAGGGAGGCAGCCCUACAAUGUUUUUAAAACAUCUUUGCAUAUUGUUCUCUGAUCCAUUGGCUUGCGGCUUCCAUGCAGACAGGGUGUCUCCAAAGUGCGAUUUUAAUCAGCAUAGAAAAUUCUUCUGCUGUUGAUUUUUUUCCCCUUCCCUUUUAGAAAAUGGCUUCAAGUCAUAAGCAGAAUUCCUGCUUGUGAUGUGUUUAAAAUUUCUGCCAGCUGGUUUUGGUCAUUGGAAUGUGG